Messenger RNA from Helicoverpa armigera (cotton bollworm), 1162 nucleotides. Its product is annotated as prostaglandin reductase 1-like. The record is from RefSeq and is a predicted model, not a curated record. Gene Ontology annotation, cellular component: cytoplasm. The transcript has a single exon. Gene Ontology annotation, biological process: prostaglandin metabolic process. Gene Ontology annotation, molecular function: 2-alkenal reductase [NAD(P)H] activity; 15-oxoprostaglandin 13-reductase [NAD(P)+] activity. The coding region runs from base 55 to 1074 and encodes 339 amino acids. Lineage: Eukaryota; Metazoa; Arthropoda; Insecta; Lepidoptera; Noctuidae.
AUCAGUCUUCGCAGUUACUCGGCAUUUGUUAAGACGGGACGACAUAACAGUAAAAUGGUGAAGGCACGCAAAUACGUUGUUAAGAAAGUCUUCCAGGGCUUACCCAAACGAGAAGACUUCGAAAUUGUAGAAUACGAAUUGCCAGCGCUCAAGAAUGGAGAGAUUCUGGUCAAAGUUGAGUGGGUGAGUGUGGAUCCAUUCAUGCGGGCAUACAAUUCAGUAGCCCAGGUAGGAUCCGAGUUCACUCCCUAUGACCAGUUUGGUUUUCAAAUCGGAUUAGUGGAAGAAUCCAGGGAUUCCAAAUAUCCAGUUGGCACAAGAGUAGUCUCUCACAAAGGCUGGUGUGACUACGUUAUUAUCGAUCCUAAUGUCCCCGAUAAACUAGCAGGAUCAGUGUAUAAAUUGCCUGACCUGAGCGGUUUAUCGAACUCGUUUGGUAUUGGUGCAGCUGGUAUGCAUGGUGCAGUAGCUUACUUCGGAUUUCUGAAAAUCUGUCAACCUAAAGAGGGUGAAACAGUGGUUGUGACGGGCGCUGCUGGAGCAGUCGGUUCGGUAGUAGGUCAGAUUGCUAAGAUCAAGGGCUGCAAGGUCAUCGGCAUCGCUGGCUCUGACGAGAAGGUGAAGUGGCUGGAGGAGAUUGGUUUCGACAAGGCGAUCAAUUACAAGACUGCAGAUGUCGCCGCGGCUCUGAAAGAAGCCGCUCCCGGGGGUGUUGACUGCUUCUUCGAUAAUGUUGGUGGAGACGUCAGCAAUGAAGUCAUAUAUCAGAUGAAUGAAUAUGGCAGAGUAGCUAUCUGUGGAAGCAUCAGUGUGUAUAAUUUGGAUCGUGACAAAAGACCCCAGGGCGCGUUGCUGCAACCUGUUAUAGUAGGUAAACAACUGAGAAUUGAAGGUUUUAAUUUAGGGCGAUGGUUGGAUCAGCUAUCGAUUGCACACGAACAACUUAUCAAGUGGAUACGAAGUGGAAAGUUGAUACCCAGGGAGCACGUCACGGAAGGUUUUGAAAACAUCUACGACGCUUUUGUAGGAAUGUUGAAAGGUGAAAAUGUUGGAAAAGCUGUUGUUAAAUUGUAAGUUUAUAAAGUGGUGUAUAACUAUCAAACCUGUUGUAAAAUUAUAAUAUCCAAGCAUUGUAAAAAAUAAACUAUGUUAUAAAAUGUUA